AUGGCCGUCGGCGGCUGUUCCACUGCUAAAGCACUGCCUAAGCACAGUCUUAGCACAGCUAACCACGUCCAGCCACGUGCCCAGGUGACAGUCAAGGCCCAGGUCCAUGCUCCUCCUGCUGGUGCUGCCAGUCCAGACCCUGACCCUGAGGCUGAUGCUGGUCAAGUUGCUCCUGGAGAAGCUGAGGCUGCUGCUGAUGGUACUACCCCUGCCGCCCCCCCUGCCGCCACCCCUCCUGCCCCCCCUCCUGCCACCCCCACUGCUGCCGCCACCCCUCUUGCCACCUCCUCUGCUGCCACCACCCCUCCUGCCACCCCUGCUGCUGCCCCUGAGGCACCCAUAGACCUUGGAGAAGUCAGCCCCCCAGCCCUUGAGGAGGGAGAAACGCAGUGA
Molecule: messenger RNA, 393 nt
Organism: Mizuhopecten yessoensis (Yesso scallop)
Lineage: Eukaryota; Metazoa; Mollusca; Bivalvia; Pectinida; Pectinidae
Product: oleosin-B6-like
Exons: 3
Coding region: 1-393 (130 amino acids)
Source: RefSeq, a predicted model, not a curated record